Molecule: messenger RNA, 333 nt
Organism: Cyclocybe aegerita
Lineage: Eukaryota; Fungi; Basidiomycota; Agaricomycetes; Agaricales; Hemipholiotaceae
Source: the annotation of a GenBank genome assembly
AUGGGCAGUGGGCCGGGAGUGCCGUCGUUCUCCGUCGAUUCUGCUGCCCGUGCCUAUGGCCAUUCUCGUUCGCUUUUGGCCAUCUGCCCGCACCCGCGCCACCCUUCCUCUUCCUCCUCUCCACCCCAGGCCCCGCUUCCCCCCCUCUCGCCCGCCGCUCCUUCUCCUGCUUCGACCGGUGUACACAUGAGCGUAUGCUCAAACACCGACCGCCGCCUACUUGACGCCUCCGGGCUCACCCUCUCGCCCGUCCUCUGCCCGCCUCCUACUCAGAUCCUCUAUGGCGAGGUUGGCGUUGAAUCCAACGCAGAGGCAGAGCUCAGGGUGGGGUGA